Messenger RNA from Daucus carota subsp. sativus, 2424 nucleotides. RefSeq names its product transmembrane 9 superfamily member 11-like. The record is from RefSeq and is a predicted model, not a curated record. The transcript has 2 exons. Gene Ontology annotation, cellular component: membrane. The coding region runs from base 189 to 2159 and encodes 656 amino acids. Lineage: Eukaryota; Viridiplantae; Streptophyta; Magnoliopsida; Apiales; Apiaceae. Gene Ontology annotation, biological process: protein localization to membrane.
AACGUUAGACUCGAGUCCUCCGUCUCUUGUUUUUCACCGACUGUCAUACCUUUUCUCUAUAUACACGGCACCGACUCUUCCUCUAUACAUACAAUACAUAAUAUUUGCUCUUGCCAACCAUUUUUGGAGCUUCCAUGUACAACAUCUCACUCUAAAGAUCUAGGCCAAUUUUGAUAGAUAUAGUUGAAAUGGAGCUUUUUGAUAAGUUCAAGAUCUGGGUUUUGUUUAUUUUGGUGAUAUUUGAAUUGGGUCAUGGCUUUUAUCUUCCUGGUAGUUACCCUCAUAAGUAUGUUGUUGGUGAUACUUUGUCUGUGAAAGUUAAUUCCUUGACUUCAAUUGAGACUGAGAUUCCUUAUAGUUAUUAUAGUUUGCCCUUUUGUAAGCCUCAAGAGGGUGUUAAGGAUAGUGCUGAGAAUCUUGGGGAGUUGCUCGUGGGGGAUAGGAUUGAGAAUUCUCCGUAUCGGUUUAAGAUGUAUACGAAUGAGACUGAGAUCGUUGUGUGUCCAAGCAGGGUUUUGUCGGGUGAGGACUUUAAGAUUUUGAAGGAGAGGAUCGAUGAGAUGUAUCAGGUUAAUUUGAUUCUUGAUAAUUUGCCGGCAAUUAGGUACACAAAGAAAGAUGGGUAUUUUUUGAGGUGGAAUGGGUAUCCGGUUGGGAUCAAGAUUCAGGGGAAGUAUUAUGUUUUUAAUCAUUUGAAGUUUACGGUUCUUGUGCAUAAGUUUGAGGAGACGAAUGUGGCUCGGGUAAUGGGUGCUGGGGAUUCAGCGGAUAUGAUUCCUACAGAUAAGAAGGGAUCGGAGAUUCCUGGAUAUAUGGUUGUUGGGUUUGAGGUUGUGCCUUGCAGUUUUAAGCAUGAUGCUGCAGCAAUGAAGAAUUUGAAAAUGUAUGGUAAGUAUCCGUCUGGGAUAAAGUGUGAUCCUACUGCUGUGGCGAUGGAUAUUAAGGAAAAUGAGCCUUUGGCAUUCAGUUAUGAGGUUGCGUUUGUGGAGAGUGAUAUCAAAUGGCCAUCAAGAUGGGAUGCUUAUUUGAAGAUGGAGGGCGCAAAAGUUCACUGGUUUUCUAUUCUGAACUCUUUGAUGGUGAUCACGUUUUUGGCUGGAAUUGUCUUUGUGAUCUUCUUAAGAACUGUUAGGAGGGACCUGACUCAUUAUGAGGAUCUUGACAAGGAGGCUCAAGCCCAAAUGAACGAGGAGUUGUCAGGCUGGAAGCUUGUUGUUGGUGACGUUUUCCGCGCUCCAAGCUACCCUUCAUUGUUGUGUGUUAUGGUCGGAGAUGGGGUUCAGAUUCUGGGAAUGGCAGUUGUUACAAUUUUGUUUGCAGCCCUAGGAUUUAUGUCUCCAGCUGCUCGAGGGACACUGAUUACAGGCAUGAUAUUUUUCUACCUGUUACUUGGUAUUGCUGCUGGCUAUGUUGCUGUUCGCAUGUGGAGGACAAUAUACUGUGGAAAUCACAAGGGAUGGGUUUCUGUCUCUUGGAAGGCUGCUUGUUUCUUUCCGGGUAUUUCCUUUCUGAUACUAACCACUCUAAAUUUCCUACUAUGGGGUAGUCACAGCACUGGAGCCAUCCCCUUUUCUCUGUUUGUAAUUCUCAUUUUGCUCUGGUUUUGCAUCUCUGUCCCGCUUACCCUUAUCGGUGGUUACUUUGGGGCAAAGGCACCUCAUAUUGAAUACCCAGUUCGAACUAACCAAAUACCCCGAGAAAUUCCUCCUCAGAAAUACCCAUCUUGGCUUUUGGUUUUCGGGGCUGGCACACUCCCAUUUGGUACACUCUUCAUUGAGCUUUUCUUCAUCAUGUCCAGUAUCUGGUUGGGUCAAGUAUAUUACGUUUUUGGGUUCCUCUUUGUCGUUUUGAUCCUUUUAGUUGUGGUUUGUGCCGAAGUAUCUCUGGUUCUGACCUACAUGCACAUAUGCGUGGAGGACUGGAAAUGGUGGUGGAAGUCAUUUUUUGCUUCAGGAUCUGUAGCUAUAUACAUCUUCUUGUACUCCAUCAACUACCUUGUUUUUGAUCUGAAGAGUUUGAGUGGGCCUGUAUCCGCAACUCUAUAUUUGGGUUAUUCGCUCUUCAUGGUUCUAGCUGUCAUGCUUGCAACCGGUACCGUUGGGUUCCUGUCUUCUUUCUGGUUUGUGCAUUAUCUGUUCUCCUCGGUGAAGUUGGAUUAAAGAGCUUUCUCCUCUUCAACGCACAAGGUACCAGGAUCAGUCAUCAAGAAUCAGACGCAUCCUCAAUUACUGUCUCUUAUCUUAAAAUUUGUUGGUUUCUUAUAAUGUAGAAGAAUAAUACCGUAGUUUCCAAUUUUAAAUUUGUUUCUUCUUUAUAUAAAAGUACUUGUACCUAGCAUGAUCAAUCUCGUUGUGGAUUUCCUUGUGGGAAGUCGAUGUUUUCUAUUGUUCUUGAUAAUGUGUAUCAUUGUAUGAUUUUACGGCA